Messenger RNA from Plutella xylostella (diamondback moth), 820 nucleotides. RefSeq lists its product as uncharacterized. The record is from RefSeq and is a predicted model, not a curated record. Gene Ontology annotation, molecular function: structural molecule activity. Lineage: Eukaryota; Metazoa; Arthropoda; Insecta; Lepidoptera; Plutellidae. Gene Ontology annotation, cellular component: extracellular region.
CCUUCGAUAAAAGUUUAAAGAUUACGAUAACAAUUGUAUAAAUACAGACACUGGGCUGGCUCACGGCUAUUCGUUAUAGAUAAAUCCUCACAAUGAAGGGUUUCUUGGUUUUGUUCAGUAUCUUAGCUUUGAGCGCCGGGAUUAGGGGCGAGGAGGAGGUUUGCGGCCCCACCGACCAGGCCGCGUACCGCCCCUGCCCCACCCUCUCUCUCCCCUGUGUGAGGAACUACCUGCAGCUGCGCUCCGACUGCAAGCCCUUCAACUUUAACGAUGACAGGGACAGCUUCGUCUCCGAGCCCAUCGAGUUGGACGCCCCUGCCUUCAACCUGAGCGCCAUCCAGACCAACGUUAUUACCAAGAACUUGCGCCAGGUUAACAUUCUCGAGUUCACCAUCAACCCCGAGAAGGACCUGCUCGUGUUCGCCGUGGAGUACCUGAACCUGACUCUGGAGAACCACUACCACUACUCGUACUACCAGCCCGGAGAAGAACCCAAGCACUUCAAGGGAGUCGGCCACGAGACCUACCGCGAUCUGAACAUCACGACCUACGUCCACGGCAUCAACAACCCAGCCUGGGAGGACGCCAUCCACAUCCACUCUCUCAGCGAGAUCGAUUACACCAUUGAAAGGGAAUGCCUUGACAACGCUGACGGCGAGCUCGACCAGGUGCUCGCGGAGAUCAAGACCGGGAUCCUGACGGUCAUCCAGGAGGUGUUCCUGUCCCGGUCCGGGCCCAUCCAGGAGUACAUCAUCAAGAGGAACCUGUGCAACUACCACUAACUACUUUACUAUAUAGGGAAUAAAUACUUUACAAACUA